AUGAGUGUUGGUAUGUCAGCUCAAAAGAGUUCGUCAAAAAAAAAAUCAAAAAUAAACAGAAAUGAUUUAAAUAGUCUUGUAGAAAACAAUUUCACAAUAGAAGUGUCAAAUGCUAAAUAUUUGCAGUCUGCAUUAAACGAAAAAGAGGAACAUGGACAUUCAUCCAUAUCUGAACGGUAUACUAAAACGAGAGAAAAUUAUGCAUUGUUCUGCAAGAUUGAUAAAGAAGUCGAAUUAGACGACGCUAAUUAUUUUGUCGAUAUGAACGAGUCUAAAGAUAACACUAUCGUCGAAGAUGGAAAAAUGCUGGUUAAAGAAGAACCACCCGAAAUAUUAAACCUAGAUAAGACCAUCGAAGAAUUUAAGACGACGAUGGAAUUCAAAUUUAUUUAUCUAGUUUACGCAGUCAGCAAAAAAUCUAAAUAUUUUUCACCAUAUGAUUUUAAAAUUGUCUUGUUUAAAAAUAUCAAUAAACAUUGUUUCUUUACACUAAGUAAGGAAGGUAUGCUGUCUCACUUUCAAAACGAAGUGUCAUUCACGCCCUUUGCGCAAUUUGAAGAGGAAUAUAAAUUAUAUAAGAAAAUCGUAAAAAUACCGCUGUUUAAAUACUACCUACAAUGGAAGUGUCUACACUUCUGGUAUAAGUACAUUUCGCAAAACAAGUACUGUCGGGCGAGAGAAGAACUACAAGGUCCGCUGUCGUUAUUUAUGCUGUCCGGUCCACUGCGGGACGCAUCGUUAAAGGUAUAUGACCUGAUUUAUCAGAGCGCGGCAAUGAGCUUGUACAACGGUUCAGUUACGGAAGAAAAUACCCUUCAAGCGUUUAAAGAACAACAGGAGAAUAGCACUGAGGCGGCCGUCGGACACUUACAGGGCCUACGCCUGGCGGUCAAAAACUUGGUGUUGGCCGCGUGUUCCAGCGUCCUGGCCGAGUGCGGAUUCACCGUGGACGACUCAGAAUUUCGUGUCACAAAGACCUCACGUAUAGCACAGUCCCGAGGCGGUGGUGGUGGUAGUGGUAUCACCAGCUAUACGAUGCCGUUUGUAAAACAAAGGACCAAACUGAAAUGUUGUCAAAGGAUAUGCCGGUUCAUCGCGUUGGUAGAUUUCCAGCUGCAGUCACAUCUCCACAAAAUAGCCAGCAAUCAGAUCGUUCAUUUUGAAGCGGAUGUGCGCAGACACUACAAGAACGUUCCCGGCGAAUUAUAUCAACUGAACGGCCACGACAACGACAACGUCGACAACGCACUAGAAAAUGACAGGUCUUCGGACGAUCCAAAGUCGCCGUUGUUCAUACUGGAGGCGUUUUUAACGAAAAAUGGUAUCGAGUUUGAUAACACGCAAAGUGAUUUUAUUGCUUACGUGACGUUUUUAAUGGAAAACUGGAAAUGGAUCGUUAUCACUCACGUUCCACCGCUCCUAGACGACAUCGAAUUCAACGAUUUCACAAACCCGUCGAUUUGCGGUAAUAAAAAUGAUCAAGUAUGCAGUGAUGGUCCAUCACUGCAGUUUGUGUUCGACAUUGACAAUGCGUAUCAGAGCUACGCGGAAAAGAUAUUGAAUUAUUUCACUACGAAUUUUGAGGCGGUACAUAAGUACUUGAAACGUCUGGAAUAUGUUCACAUUAUUUACAAGGAAAACGAAGACAUCGAUCGAGAAAGUAUCGUAAACGAAACCAGCAUAAAGAAUUUUCAACAAAUGUUAGAGAAAUACAAACAACAAAUAACCGACGUGGAUAAAAUAAAGACCACGCAUAUGUUAGGCAUGUUUCAUUUAAAAUUACAUCUUUUGAAAAAUGUUGCUAAGCCUACCUGCGAAUAUUUAUUAGAUCUAGUGGAAAAAACGCUUGUAAAAGCAGGAAAACGGUUGGUGAAUGAACUGUCAAACGAAAUAACUGACUCACUCAAGUACCUUCACACCUCGCCAUCUACUGCUGCGCAAUAUGUAGAUUAUAAAAAGUUCUUGGAAAAUUUUUCCAUAAGGGUUUGUGUUUGA
This is a messenger RNA of Rhopalosiphum padi (bird cherry-oat aphid), 1995 nucleotides long. Its product is annotated as dynein axonemal heavy chain 6-like. The record is from RefSeq and is a predicted model, not a curated record. NCBI's taxonomy places the organism in Eukaryota, Metazoa, Arthropoda, Insecta, Hemiptera, Aphididae. Gene Ontology annotation, cellular component: dynein complex. Gene Ontology annotation, biological process: microtubule-based movement. Bases 1 to 1995 code for a protein of 664 amino acids. The transcript is spliced from 10 exons. Gene Ontology annotation, molecular function: minus-end-directed microtubule motor activity; dynein light intermediate chain binding; dynein intermediate chain binding.